GCAUAAAAACAAGCAAAGUACCCAUCAAAUGUUAUACUUCGUAAUACGGAGGCAUAGUAUUUGGGUAUAGUGAUGGUAAAACGUAGGAGUAUUAAAUAAAAAUGAGAAAAAGAAGAAACAAGCUUUUUGCUGUGAAUUCUCCUCUUCCCGGCCCCCCUCUAUGUUUCUCUCUCCACCGCAAAUCCACUCCCCAAAACACCAUUUCGCAAACUUCAUCAUCACUCAUAACCUUGCUUCUUUCUUCAUUUUUUUUUUAAUAAAUAUAAAUAUAUAAAUAUAAAUAAACGACUUGUUCAUUCAUUGAUUCGUAAAUAAGAUCCCCAAAAAUAUCCCACAUUUUGCCAUUUCUCCCCAAUUCCCCCGAUUUUCUCUCUCUUCUAUUCUUAAUUUCACAGCUCAACCAUUCAACCAUAUCCCCCCAUAAUUAUUAUCUUCAUUCAUUCUUUUUAAUAAAUUUAAUUUAACCCCCAAAUCCCUUCCUUCUUUUCUUUUUUCCCAUCAUUUAUUUAUUUAUUUGACGAUCAAAUAAAUCAUGCGGGUUAAAGAUAUGCAUCCUCUCUGUUGCAUUUCAUUAGAAGGCGGCGGCGGCGGCGGCAGUGGCAGCGCCGGCGAUAGCAGCCCGGGCCCACGUAUCGGGUCAUUGGAAUUAGCCCUAUCUCCGGCGGGAAGCCUGAAGCGAAGCUCCACCCUGCCCGGAUCCUUUACGGGCAAUGCGGGCAGUUUCCGGCGAUCUGAAAUGAGCGUCGCCGGAGCAUUAUUCAAAUGGACGAAUUACAGCAAAGGAUGGAGAUCUCGAUGGUUUCUGUUGCGUGGAGAUGGGUUGCUUUCUUAUUGUAAGAUUCUCUCCCCUCAAUCCCUCAAUUCUCUCUCCUCUUCUUUGGGAGAUGACGUCACUGUCAUCGGUGAUUUGACGUCACCGCGUCUUAUUCGUUUGGAUAGUUGUGGCCGGAAGAAGGAUUCCAAGAAAAACUCCGUCGUUCAUCUCAAGGUAUCAUCAUUUCGAGAGAGCAGGUCUGAUGAUAGGAGGUUUUACAUAUUUACAGCUACAAAAACUCUCCACCUAAGGACUAAUUCAAAACGUGAAAGGGCGCUUUGGUUAGAAGCUUUGGCAUCAGCAAGAAGUCUCUUUUCCCUGAGAAGACCACUGAAUGAUAAUCUCCCGCUUUCUCCUGACAGCAUUUCCAUUUCAACUGAAAGAUUAAAGAAGCGAUUGGCUGAAGAUGGGGUCAAUGAGUCGAUUGUAAAGGAGUGCGAGCAGAUUAUGCUUUCAGAGUUCUCAGACAUACAACGAAAGCUGAAAGUUCUUUGUGAGGAUAGAUCCAAUUUGCUGGACACAUUAAGGCAGUUGGAGGCAGCAAAUGUCGAUACUGAAGCUCCAGGAAUCAAUGAUAAUGAAUAUCAUCUUUCAAAGAACGAAUACUCCAGCCUAGAGCGUGCUAAAUAUAGUGAAUGUAGUACCACUGAGUCAUCUGAUGACACUGAGAAACAAGACGUGGAGGAGGCAUCAGAUGAAGACAAAUCUUGCUAUUAUGAUUCGAAGGACUACUUUACUGAAUCUCCAUCUCGUCUUUUUGGCAGUGGUAUGGACACUGAAGGUCAAGUUGGUGAUGUGAACUAUGCUUGGCCUACGGAGGCCUCAGGUGAAGCUCUAUGCUCACACAUUGAAAGGCGUAAAAGACUUCCUGAUCCAGUAGAAAAGGAAAAACCUGUCAGUCUCUGGUCCAUGAUCAAAGACAAUGUAGGAAAAGAUCUUACGAGAGUAUGUCUGCCAGUGUACUUCAAUGAACCAAUAUCAUCACUUCAGAAAUGCUGUGAAGACUUGGAGUAUUCUUACCUUUUGGAUCGAGCGUAUGAAUAUGGUCAAGAGGGAAACAGUCUUAUGAGAAUUGCGAACGUUGCAGCUUUUGCCGUUUCUGGCUAUGCAUCUACAGAAGGCCGACUCUGUAAACCAUUUAAUCCUUUGCUAGGGGAAACUUAUGAAGCUGACUUUCCUGAGAAAGGAAUUCGGUUUUUCUCUGAGAAGGUAAGUCACCACCCCACUCUCAUAGCCUGCCAUUGUGAUGGUAGAGGGUGGAAGUUCUGGGCAGAUAGUAACUUGAAGACCAGCUUUUGGGGUCAAACUAUUCAACUUGAUCCAGUUGGAGUAUUGACUCUUGAGUUCGAUGAUGGAGAGAUAUUCCAAUGGAGCAAGGUCACAACUAGCAUUCAUAACCUUAUCAUUGGAAAAAUUUAUUGUGAUCAUCAUGGAAUGAUGCACAUACGUGGUAAUCGUCAGUACUCAUGCAACCUUAAAUUCAAAGGGCAGACUUUUCUUGACAGGAAUCCCCGCCAGGUUCAUGGUUUUGUCGAAGAUGGCGAAGGGAGCAGAGUAGCAACAAUAUCUGGAAGGUGGGACGAUAGUAUUUAUUGUAUCGAAGGAGAUGGAAAGAAUAAGCGUAAAGAUUUAAAUUCAUCAGAUGAUGCUUCUUUGAUUUGGAGAAGGACCAAACCUACUCCUAAUCUUACUCGAUACAACUUAACACCAUUUGCCAUUACUCUCAAUGAACUGACUCCUGGGCUUAAGAUUAAGGAGAAGCUUCCCCCAACAGAUUCAAGGCUUAGACCUGACCAGCGACAUUUAGAGAAUGGGGAGUAUGACAGGGCAAAUGUUGAGAAGCUACGCCUGGAGACGAGGCAGCGAAUGUCAAGGAAAAUACAGGAAGAUGGAUGGCGACCUCGAUGGUUUGAGAGAGAAGGUGAAGACGGACCUUACCAUUAUAAAGGUGGAUAUUGGGAGGCUAAACAGAAGGGAAAUUGGGAAGGGUGCCCAGAUAUUUUUGGAGAAAUUAUUGAAGCCUCUGACAACCUCAACCCAAGAGGCUAAAAUAUGAACAUAGUUAACUAAGAAGCUGUCUGAACCUGGUGGCACUACCCAAAUCUGAAACUGUUACAGCCGCCCUUGCUGCUAUCAUUUAAAGCGCACCAUUUUAUCAGGAAGUGGGAGAGACUUUCAAGUUAAUCCACUGCUCUCUUUUGCUGAUGUAUGGAGAUUCCACAGUUUUACCGGCCAGAAAAUGGGAGUAAGGUUGGCAAAAUUCUUGUGGAGCCACCAAAGUAAAGAAUGUAGUCCUUGUUAUAGUCAGAUGAUUUUUUUGUAUUUUCAGAGGAAUAAAUGUGGAGGGAUCUUUUAGGGUGCGGGAAUCACAGAGAUGUAUGUAGGAAAUUGUGGUAAAUAUCUGCAGCUUAAUGUUUCCAUUACUUAGUUUUCCAGCCCCCAGUUGUAUCACCCCCUUUAUUUUCCCUUUUUCCUCCAAAGUUGUAAAUUUUUAUAAGUGUAGUCAUAAAAAAGGUCGCAAUGAAAUUAUUUUUGUAGUACUACGUCAUGUCGUUCAAAGGCGUACAUUCAGGCAACUCAUAACAAUUCAUUAUUGAUUUUUGUUA
This is a messenger RNA of Chenopodium quinoa (quinoa), 3420 nucleotides long. Its product is annotated as oxysterol-binding protein-related protein 2A-like. Gene Ontology annotation, cellular component: cytosol; membrane; intracellular membrane-bounded organelle. The transcript is spliced from 11 exons. The coding region runs from base 533 to 2863 and encodes 776 amino acids. Gene Ontology annotation, molecular function: sterol binding. The record is from RefSeq and is a predicted model, not a curated record. NCBI's taxonomy places the organism in Eukaryota, Viridiplantae, Streptophyta, Magnoliopsida, Caryophyllales, Amaranthaceae.